Molecule: messenger RNA, 1032 nt
Organism: Neopsephotus bourkii (Bourke's parrot)
Lineage: Eukaryota; Metazoa; Chordata; Aves; Psittaciformes; Psittacidae
Gene: CUNH2orf72
Product: chromosome unknown C2orf72 homolog
Exons: 3
Coding region: 46-771 (241 amino acids)
Source: RefSeq, a predicted model, not a curated record
CCGGGGACGGUGCGGGAGCGGGCAGGGUGCGCUGCAGCGGUGGGGAUGGCGGAGGAGCUUCAUGAGUUGCGGGCGCUGGUGGAGCUGGCGGGUGGCAGGCGGGCAGUGCUGCUGGUGGCUGAGGUGGCGGAGGGGUCCCCGGCGGCAGCCACGUUGACCGCCUUCGCCCGCGACCUCCUGGGGGAGGAGGCUCCGCCGGGGCCGGGCUUCCAGUCGCGGCGGCGGGUUGUCGGCGGGCGGCGGGCGCUGGACGCGCGGCUGCUGCUGGUGCUGUGCCGCGGCGGGGCGGCGCGGGGCCAAGGGGCCAGGGUCCGCCUGCGGGAGGUGGUGCGGGAUGUGCGCGGCCGCCUGUCCCCAGCGCCGCCGCCCGCCGUCGUCGGUGUUCUCCUGCCCGGCGGGGAAGCGGAGGACGCGGCGGUGCUGGACGCCACGCUGCGGCGGCACUUCCCGGCGCCCGGCACGGUGCAGGCAGCCCAGUACAGCCCCGGCAGCCCCUCAGACCUGCGCGACUGCCGCGCCGCCGCCUGCCGCGCCCUGCGGGCAGCCCUACAGCACCCCGCAGAAGAGGUGAAAGACAGGGGAAGGUGGAGGCUCCCAUCCUUCCUGCGGUGUGUUUCUUGGAGCCGGAGGAGUUGGAGAAAAGAUCACAAAGCAAAAGCUGCAAACAACAUUCAUGAAGAUGACCCGCAGGACACUGAGGAAGAAGUGGCUCUGACCAGCCUGUCCCCCAAUGGAAACUAUGAAGAAGCUGCUGGAGGCACAGGCACUUAGAACUGCUGUGUGCUUAACGUAGUCCAUAGUGGAUUUGGAGCAGCGGGAGGAGGAGCUGGUGCAUGCCCACUCACCUCCUCUGAGGACCCACCACUACUGAGAGAAGCUGCUCGGCUUAACUCCCAGGGUCAAAAGACAGCCUGAUGUGUAUGCCAGAGAGCCAACACCUGCUGCCAGGGGAUGCCUGGAGCUACUGCUGGAAGUUCCCCCCCUUUCUCUGAUCAGGAAAAAAAAAAGAAGAAAAAAAAAAAAGAAGACAAA